Molecule: messenger RNA, 3872 nt
Organism: Myripristis murdjan (pinecone soldierfish)
Lineage: Eukaryota; Metazoa; Chordata; Actinopteri; Holocentriformes; Holocentridae
Product: protein FAM107B
Exons: 5
Coding region: 101-697 (198 amino acids)
Biological process (GO): regulation of actin cytoskeleton organization; actin filament polymerization; actin filament bundle assembly
Cellular component (GO): neuron projection; synapse; stress fiber
Source: RefSeq, a predicted model, not a curated record
GCCUGAAGGAGAGAAGGAAAAGGAAAAGGAAAAGGAAAAGGAAAAGUCUUGGCACCUGCUUCAUCUGACCAGACAAACACAAACCUGACAAGCUUGAAGGAUGGGAGCAUCUUAUGGAAAGAAGAAGGCCUACAGCAUCGACCACGAGCCGCCGCCCAAGCAGCAGUGUGUGAAAAAUGGAAAGCACCCAAACGGCAGAGCGUCGGCGUAUGCAGACCUGCAGCAGCACCGUCCCGAGGCGGCCCACAGGAGCCCGCCGAGGAGCCCGGCCCCCGUGUCCAGCCAUGUCCCCCCGCCGGAUUACAUGGAGGGAGAGGAGGACGAUGACCUCAUCAAACCCAAAAAACUGGUUAAUCCGGUCAAAGCCUCCAAAAGCCACCAGGACCUCCACCGAGAGCUGCUCAUGAGCUACAAACGGGGCGGCGGGGUCGGCGUGGAGACGAAGCCGGAGCUGCAGAGAGUGCUGGAGGCCCGGAAGAGAGAGCAGCUGAUCAAACAGAGGAAGCAGGAGGACGAGGCCAGGAAGAAGAUCUCUCCUCUGGAGCAGGAGCUGCUCAAGAGGCACAAAAAGCUGGAGGAGCUGGAGAAGAAGCAGGAGAAAGACGAGGAGGAAACCCUGAAGGCUCCAGAGUUUGUCAAAGUCAAGGAGAACCUGAGGCGGACGUCUUUCCACGGGAAAGGAGAGAAGGAGGUGUAGGGACGAGUGGCUGAACCCGCCCCGGAGGUUGUGAGUGUGUGAGCGGACACGGCGGUCCCGGCGUGGCGCAGACUGACGUCCUGUUGAGACGCCCCACCCCCCCUUCUCCUCCCCCGCCGGCCAACAAACUACAGCUUCACCCCGAGAACCCCGGCCAGGGACCGAGUGUUGUUUGAGCUUCGGGAGCGAGUGGCGCCGCCUGCUGGCGGGACGGGGGAGCGGCGCGGAGCAGCUCCUCAUCAACCGGCACAGAUUAAAGACUCGUGCAGCUGCGAAACAUAAAAAGCGUUGAUUUUUUCCACAGGACUUCACUGCUCUCUGUAAGAGCCGACCAGUGCCUACAGCUGUGUGUCUGACAGAUGUGACAGAUGUGAUCUGCAGGAUUCCUCCAGGUCACUGGUCUCUGUGUGACACUGGAAACCAACUUCAUGUGAUCAACUCCUCCUGCUUGCUUUUUGCAUAUUCAUAGAUCUGUGCAUUUUUAAUGAGGGCAAGACUUAGAGUUACAUUUAAGGCACAAAGUGAUGCUUUUUUUUUUUUUUAAGGAAAAAAAAACUUCUAAAUAUAUAAUAUUGAUGACCAGAGAUUAUUUUUAGGCGCCGAAUAAACGACUGGAGGGCGACUUUAAAAUGUAGGUUUGCAGAUGUUGGGAAGUUGCAGGAAAAAAGUUCAGAUGCUUUUUCAGCUUUUUCUGUGAUGGAGGUCGUGGUGCAUAACAGGUGUCAGUCCAGACGGAAAAGUGACCUGACGGCUGGACCGGGCGGCUAAAAGAAUCAGUUUGCACGUCUUUAAUCGUCAGAAAAGCAAAUUGGAAGUUGUUGUGAUUUAAAUGUGCACGACAUGAUUUGAUUAGACCACCAGACUCCUCUCUGUUCCUCCUGAAGUGUCCGUCACAGCCGUACGGAGGCCACACUGGGACAAACCUUCCUGCCCUGUAUUCCUGCAGGAUCAGAGCCACAGGCGUGUCUCACUCGUGUUUCUUACCCCGUUAGAAAUCCACUAAGCUUUACUUGCUUAGUGGAUUUUAGCGACAUCUUCUGGAGAAGAGGAGGAAAAGGGCUGAAAACCAGUUUUUAUCUCACCACAUCUCGUUAGUUUUCAAGAUUGUCGACAGGCUCAGCAUUUGCACGGUGCAGCUCUCAGACAAAACUAAAUAUUUUCCGUCCACAAAGCUAAAAAGCUCUGAAGUGAACAGACCGUCUCAGUGGAGGGUUUGAGUUCCACCGUCUGUGUUCGGUGUAAUAAUUCUCCAUUUGCGGCGUUAAUCCGGCACAGAGUGUGAUAAUCCCAGGCCAGAUGGAGCUGUGGUCGAUCUAAUCUUUACCGGUGCCUUCCCCUGUGUGAUGAGGGAACUGCUGAGUCAGCUCGCUUCUCACACUCUCUGUCACUGCACGGCGAAAUCCUCCACGUUCAUUUGACUGAGAGAGCCAAACUGUGCACGCUGAGCUGUCAAUCAGAACAACCGACACUGGCAAAGCUGUGUUAUUAUCAUUAUUAUCACUAUGACUGACAUGGUGCACCGCUCAGCUGAAGACGGCAUGUCAUAUUUCAUGCAUGGCCUUUUGAAAGGCUCGGUGGUCAAACAGUAAAAUAUCAGAAAAGACUCAAAAUGUGCAUCCAGGUGCUGCAGCAGUGACUGACCGGCUGUCAAAGGUUUGUUCAGCCUUUUACAUUAAUCACAUGAAAAACAUGCAGUUAAAGGAAUACUCCAGGAAAAUCCCCUCUUCCUGAUUUUCCCAGACUCCCAUAGACUUCAAGUGUUUAUGCUAAGCUAACAGGAAAUGCUACCCAUAGGAACUGAACCAGUGGAUGUCUCAGUCUGGGGACGUCGGGAAAAAGGGGAUUUUGUCCAAAUGUUGGAGUUUUCCUUUAAAGUAUUUGUGGAUGACAAACUGAGUGGUAAAUAACAGGCGGGUAAAGUUAAGCAGUGACCUCCAGCUGGUGAUUAUCAUGAGGACAAAUCACCAAUAUAAAGACAAAUUAAUUAUACUUCAUGUAAAACACUGAUUUAGCUCCGUGUUUUUUUUUUUUUUUAACUUUAAAAGAUAUCUUUCUAUGAAGAGUUUACGUGAGGUGGAGUAUUCUGGAAAGCUGCACUUCCCCCCUGAACCCCGUCCAGACUGAAGUCUCAUGUUGCUGCUGUCACAUGGAAACUGCAGAUCUAUAGUUCACACACACACACACACACACACACACAGGCCAGGUCGCCUGCCUGCUCGGAGCGGGGCAGAGGUGACAGGCGCUCUGCUUUCCUGCUGAGUCAUGAGCACAUGAACACAUCGUGGCCAUUCAUUCAUUCAUUCAUUCACUCACUCACUCAUCUCAGAUUGUUCUCUCUCCAUCAUCAAACACAUCAUGGAGCUACGGAGGCCUGAAUGGGACAUGGAGGAGAAAAAACAUACGAAAACAGGAGAGUAAAAACAUUUUCUCUUUUUCUUUUUUUCCCUGCAUUCUCUGGAGAAACUCUGCGUCGUGUUGAGGACGUUUGGAGACGUUUGUGUGUUCAGAUGUUAAGCCAAGCCCAGUUUGAAAGCUUCACACUGAGUUUCCACAGCAGUCUGAAAACAAGGCCCAGACGUUAAAGUGGACCUGCAUCAUUUCUAAACCACAGUCAGUCCUGAUUCUUUCUGGUGGCACUUCAGGACGAGACGACCUGAGCAAAGCACAGACACAUCAGAGCAGGUUUUUUUGUUUUUAUUUCUGGACUUCUAUUUGAAACUUGAUUAUAAAGUUUAAUUCCCUGCAUAUUUUCUACCUGAUGUUAAAGGAAACAUUCACUUUUGUCGAUUCCUGAAGCCACAUAAACGUUUAUUGGUAUAACGCUAAGACAUUAUGAUCAAUUAUUUAUCUUUAACGGCAUUUAAAAAACAAAUCAACUCACUAUCUACAUAAGAGAGUAUUUUAAUAAAAUGUCAUAAUUGUAUAUAGUAGAGAUAUGCAUCGUAAAAAUAUAAACACAAGCACACUGGUAACUAGACUCGACUUUAUUUUGUUUUAUUCAUCAUUUAUUCAUAAAACCUUCUGAACCUGUGUAUAUUUUGGGUUGAUGUAUUGUCUAACACACUGGUCGGUUUCAGAUUACCGCUGAGCGAAAUUAGCAGCUAGAGAAAAAUGUAUUUCUUGAUAUGAAAAUGAAUAAAGGACUAAUCACACUACAUCUGUCUCUGGUUCUAAA